AUGACUUCAUCGCGGCCGGCCAUCGUUGUGAUUACUAGCCCGCAUCCGUCAGCACCACCUGCGCCUCCCGCACCUCCUGCCCCGCCUGCUCCACCGGCGUCGCCUGCGCCACCCGUGUUUUCCCCGGGUUUCGUUUCCCACCAGGACCGGCCUCUCUUCGAGCCCCCGGACGAGGAGGGCUUUCCCGCGCCAGAAGACGUCAGCGAAAACCGCGAUGAGACCGACGAGGCGGCCUACGGUGUUGGCGACUUCCCCAUCCCCACCUUUCCCGAAGACCUCGUCGAGGUGGGAGAGGACGUCCACUCCUCCCCCUUGGUGGAUGAGUGGGUCAACCCCCUCUACACCACGACUGCUGACGACGAGGAAGCUGCCCGGGAGGCGGACGACGAGGACUGUGGGGACAUGCCCGCGGAGGAGGAGGAGGCGGAGGAGGAGGAGGAGGAGGAGGAGGAGGAGGAGGAGGAGGAGGAGGAGGAGGAGGAGGAUGCCGAGAUGGAGGCGGAGGAGGAGGAGGAGGAGAUCGAGGGGGAGGCAGAGUGGGGAGACGUGGAGGAGGACGAGGUGGAGUAG
Closterium sp. Naga37s-1 is the source of this 570-nucleotide messenger RNA. Lineage: Eukaryota; Viridiplantae; Streptophyta; Zygnematophyceae; Desmidiales; Closteriaceae. The record is from the annotation of a GenBank genome assembly.